CACCGUUUUUCCCUCAGGAGUCGAAGGGAUCCGCGGAUACGAGAGGGCCCGGUUAGGGCUUGAGGCAGUUGCACAGGCCGGGCUGGCGCCUCGGGGCCACGGGACCUGCCUCUGGCCCUGUCCCUGCUUCAAGGCCCCCGGCCCGCGCUCUGGCCGCCGGAGCCAAGUUGGUAGAGUCCGAGGAGCGGGACCGAUUGGGCCGGAGAGCGGGGUCCUCCCCGCGGUGGGCCGGCCCCAAGAUCUGCGGGUGGCUUUGGGCGCGAAAGUCCGUGCCAACUGCAGAGGGGGCCCGAGGAUUCAAUGGUGUGUGUUUGGGGCGGGGGCGCAUUUGUGGGUAGGAGGCUGCCUGGGGAAUGACACUCUCCCCUCCACAACAGUCCGAGGUUAUGCGUCUCAAUGAUCCCGCGGAAACGCUACGGAUCUAAGAACACGGAUCAGGGUGUCUACCUGGGUCUCUCAAAGACACAGGUCCUCUCCCCUGCAACUGCUGGCAGUAGCAGCAGCGACAUCGCCCCUCUGCCCCCCCCAGUGGCCCUGGUCCCUCCCCCUCCUAACACCAUGUCCUGCCGGGAUCGGACCCAGGAGUUCCUGUCUGCCUGCAAGUCCCUGCAGAGCCGUCAGAAUGGAAUCCAGACCAACAAGCCGGCUCUGCGUGCUGUCCGGCAGCGUAGUGAAUUUACUCUCAUGGCCAAGCGCAUUGGGAAAGACCUCAGCAACACAUUUGCCAAGCUGGAGAAGCUGACAAUCUUGGCAAAGCGCAAGUCCCUCUUCGAUGAUAAAGCAGUGGAAAUCGAAGAGCUCACUUACAUCAUCAAACAGGACAUCAAUAGCCUCAACAAACAAAUUGCCCAGCUUCAGGAUUUCGUGAAGGCCAAGGGCAGCCAGAGCGGCCGGCACCUGCAAACCCAUUCCAACACCAUUGUGGUCUCCCUGCAGUCGAAAUUGGCCUCGAUGUCCAAUGACUUCAAAUCAGUUUUAGAAGUGAGGACAGAGAACCUGAAGCAGCAGAGGAACCGGCGGGAUCAGUUCUCCCGGGCCCCUGUGUCAGCCCUGCCCCUGGCCCCCAACCACCUGGGGGGCAGUGCUGUGGUUUUGGGGGCAGAAUCUCGUGCCUCUGGGGAUGUGGCCAUUGACAUGAUGGAUUCUCGGACCAGCCAGCAGCUGCAGCUCAUUGAUGAGCAGGAUUCCUACAUCCAGAGCCGGGCAGACACUAUGCAGAACAUCGAGUCCACAAUUGUCGAGCUGGGCUCCAUCUUUCAGCAGUUGGCACACAUGGUUAAGGAGCAGGAAGAAACCAUUCAGAGGAUCGACGAGAACGUGCUGGGAGCCCAGCUGGAUGUUGAGGCCGCCCAUUCAGAGAUCCUCAAGUACUUCCAGUCGGUCACCUCGAACCGGUGGCUCAUGGUCAAAAUCUUCCUCAUCCUCAUUGUCUUCUUCAUCAUCUUUGUGGUCUUCCUUGCCUGAACCCUCUCCACUCUGAGGCACUCCGUGGGGGUUUGGAACCCCUUUGGGAGGGCAGGUGGCCAGUGCUGUCACUGAGCCUAGGCAGGGUGCUUGGGAGAAAGGCCCUGUUUCCCUGGAACUGCUGAGAAUGGCCACUGCCCCUGACCCCUGACCCUUUGCCUCUGGCCACCCUGUCCUCCCCUCACCACUCUCAGGCCCUCGAAACACACACGGUUCUGGAUUUGUACUCUGCUGUGAAGUGGCUGGACAGGAGCAGAGGCCAACUGGGGGGCCGAUGGGGGAGGUUGUCUCCACUAGGUAGGAGAUUUUUAGAAACUCCCCAGCCUCUUCCAAAGGAAACUCUGGCAGCAAGGGGAGAUGAAGCCCUUCCCCACCUUCCUGAGAGUGAGGAGAGGAAGUGAAACUGCCCCCUGGGACCAACUUUCCCAUCUGGGUUAGAAUUUGACCUCUUUCUUCCUCCUCUCUCCACCGUGUGAGGCAGAGGGCUGUGAGCCCCUCAGCUGCCUGCACAACCCCAACUUUGGCUGCCGGUGACUCUCAAUCUGCCAAAUGCGCUGCAGCCCAUUUUCUCCCAAUUACAGCAAGACUGUCAGCCUCA
This is a messenger RNA of Ailuropoda melanoleuca (giant panda), 2062 nucleotides long. RefSeq names its product syntaxin 5 (gene STX5). The record is from RefSeq and is a predicted model, not a curated record. The transcript is spliced from 10 exons. NCBI's taxonomy places the organism in Eukaryota, Metazoa, Chordata, Mammalia, Carnivora, Ursidae. Gene Ontology annotation, biological process: endoplasmic reticulum to Golgi vesicle-mediated transport; intracellular protein transport; vesicle fusion. Bases 397 to 1464 code for a protein of 355 amino acids. Gene Ontology annotation, cellular component: SNARE complex; endomembrane system; Golgi membrane. Gene Ontology annotation, molecular function: SNARE binding; SNAP receptor activity.